Messenger RNA from Eupeodes corollae, 4045 nucleotides. It is a transcript of the gene hop, whose product is annotated as tyrosine-protein kinase hopscotch. Gene Ontology annotation, molecular function: ATP binding; cytokine receptor binding; non-membrane spanning protein tyrosine kinase activity. The coding region runs from base 278 to 3490 and encodes 1070 amino acids. Gene Ontology annotation, biological process: peptidyl-tyrosine phosphorylation; cytokine-mediated signaling pathway; cell differentiation. Gene Ontology annotation, cellular component: cytoskeleton; cytosol. The transcript is spliced from 14 exons. NCBI's taxonomy places the organism in Eukaryota, Metazoa, Arthropoda, Insecta, Diptera, Syrphidae. The record is from RefSeq and is a predicted model, not a curated record.
AAAUAAAAUGGUGUUGAUUGUGUUGACGAAUCUUGUUAUCGCUUAAUAUUUUUAUUUUUCCUUAAAUUUGUUUUUAAUAAUCAAACGCGAUUGAAAAAAAUAUAAAAAAUUGAGCGAUCUGAUAAACCAAGAAGUGUGAUACUGCUUUUAAAGCAGAUGUGCUUCAAUGUGCAAUUAAUAAAAAUAGAUUCUUAAAAGAAAAUAGAAAAAAAACAAGUUUCUUUUUGUUUUUUCAUUACAAAACUAAAAACAAACAAACAAUUACAAUUUAUUAAAAAUGAUGAAAGUUAUAAAUGCAAUACGUUCCAGAAAGCCACAAACAACAAUAAUGCCAGGAGCAAUUCAAGUUUUCCUUUAUAAAGACAAAGAAUUCAAGAUAUUCUCAGAUUCGGACAUUACCUGCGAGAAGAUAUGCAUCGAAUGCUGCAUAUCACUUAAAAUUCUACCAACGACUCGCUUGUUAUUUGGACUCCGUAAACUGGAUUCGGAGGAGUGGCUUUUUCCAUGUCAAAUACCAGAAAGAAGCGAUAAAUACGAAUUCCGGAUGCGAUUUAAGGUGCCCGAUUUGGAUAAUUUGUCUACAAUUGAUCCAAAUGCAUACGAGUAUUUGUAUCAUCAAAUAAGGCAUGACAUGUUCCACGAACGCAUCGAUGAAAUUCGGUAUCCAUUGCACAAGAAUAAUGUUCUUGGGUUGGGGGUGGUGGAUAUGUAUAUUGAUCUGGCGGAAAAAAAGGGGUCUGUGGAGAGUAUUGAGAAGAACUACAAAAAGUAUGUACCUCCGAUAAUCCUGCAAACGCAUCAAAUAUUUGCUAGGAAAAGAAUUUUAGAGGGAUUUGAGAAUCUUCGCAAAACAACAAAAGGACUGAAUUAUGUGAAGAGCUCUUACAUGCAUACCUUGGCAGAUCUAGCUCCGAACUAUUUGCGAGAAAAGUAUAAUGCCACAGUUGCUAAUUUUCCCGAAGGUGGCGAUCAAUUGGACCGGAGUAAUAACUAUCCGGUUAGUGUGGAUUUGGAUCUGUUUGGAGAUGAGGGCCCAUCAAUUAAAGUUUCGCUAUUUAAAAAGCAGUGGUUGUUGGUAACAAAGUUGGAAAACCUUAACGCAUUAUAUUUGGAUGAAAAUCAACUUGGCGUUGAAUUAGAUAUAAAUGGACAUCUAAGAAAAUAUCAUUUAAAGUUUAAUCAUCCACAUGAGUCAAAGUCCUUUAUGACCUAUGUUACCGGAUAUUUAAGGCUUUCAAUCAAAUGGAUGUUUGAUCCUUGUGUAAAUUUUCCAACGCCGUCUCUUAUGGAACUGAAAGAACUUAAGUGCCAUGGCCCCGUAGGGGGUGAUUUUUCAUAUGCUCAAAUUCGAGAAUCAGGUAAAGGUCGGGGAACUUUUAUUGUUCGACAAUGUGAAAAGGAAUACGAUACAUAUUACAUUGAUAUUGUUGCAAAAAAAAAGCAUCCAGAAACUUUUAAAAUAACGAAAAUAGACAACGAAUGGUUGUUGCACAUGGACGAGGUUAGCAAGUUUGCUAAUCUAAACGAUUUAGCCGAUCAUAUUCCAGCUGAUAUCAAAUUUAGAUAUCAGAUACCAGCUUCUGAUUAUGAUAAACCACAAUUGUUGCUAUUAUGUGUUUCACGAAAUCUUUUACCAAAAACAACUGGCAACGAAAUUACCCUUGAAAGACUGCAAGAAAAUCGUCCACAAAUUUUCGAACCAAAAAGAGAUCUUCAACGUUAUAUUCAUUCUGAGACUCGAAGUGAUUGUGGUAGAAUGACAUGUCACUUAGCCGAAUGGAUUCAAAAAAGUGGUAUUAAAAAUAUAAAAGUGACGUUAAAAAUGUUAAACAACGAAUCUGACUUUGGGGCUUUUAUGGAAUUAUCAAAUACAUGGAGCGGAAUAUAUUCGGCAGAUUUUCUUAAAAUGUACGGUCUAACUUUGACAGCACCAUAUGCAGUGAUAGUAGAGCACUCUAAAUACGGACCACUUAAUAGAUUUUUGUCUACAAGACGUAACGUUUCAUUCAGAUGUUUAUUAGAACUAGCAAAUGGUUUAGUUCGUGCUGUUGCGUUUAUGCAAGAAAAAAGAAUAUAUCAUGGGCGAAUUCGAUGUAGUUCCUUGAUGGUUACCAGUUAUUGUCCAGAAAAAAAUGUUAUUGUUGCCAAACUUGCUGACUUUGGAAUUCGAAGAGAAUACGAUAAGAACAGAGACUUGCCUUGGAUACCAUCGACGUUUUAUUCAAAUCUUUCAAACAAACAAUUGUAUGAUUUGUCUUCAGAAUUAUGGGCAUUUGCCACAACUAUGUGGGAAAUAUUUUCUCGCGGUGAACCCAUCCAAGGUUUGACUGUCAAGCAACUCACUUAUACUCAAAGAGAGACUGGAGGAAUCUUAGAAAUUCCACGUGAAUGGCACGACGAUAUUCGUGAUAUUAUAAUGAAUGGCUGGAGCAUAAACGAAAUACGUUUCGAUAAAAUGAACAUAUUAAGAAAACUCAAUAAACUUAUAAAGAAAGAUGAGGCGUUAUGUUCAGAAAUAAGUCAACCUUUUACAGAUGAUGACAUUGAACCAUCGACUAAUUCAACGUCCAGUAAUGAAACUGGGAAUAUAUGUGACGACGAAGAGGAUGCAGCUAUGUUCUCUGAUAUGUUAGAAAUGGCGACAGUGCAAAGAAUUACCCAAGGUAAACUAAUAAGAAAGGUAAAAAUAGGCGAAGGUCAUUAUGGUGUGGUGUACCGGGGCGAAAUUGAAUAUCACAACGAAACAAGGAGAGAAGUUGCAAUCAAAGUUCUCAAAAACAGUGACGGAGGGUGUAUCGGUGAAGAUUUUAAUAGAGAAAUUGAUAUUAUGCAGGGCUUAAAUCAUCCAAAUAUAGUUAGAAUUAUUAUGUUUACUGAGCAGCCAAUGUCCAUUGUUAUGGAAUAUUUAAUGGGCGGAUCUUUCGAAGUCUACUUAUUGUCUCGUAAACCAAUUUUAACAAACGAAAAAUUGCUGAAUUUUUCCUUGCAGAUUGCAGAAGGUAUGGCAUACUUGAGUGAAAAGGGUAUAAUCCAUAGAGAUUUGGCGGCGAGAAAUAUCUUAGUGGAUGGUGAAAUUGUAAAAAUAUCAGAUUUUGGUCUAGCACAGCAUGUAAAUACUAAUGGCUAUUACAUAACGCAAAAAAAUAGGAAAAUUCCAUAUAAAUGGUACGCUGUUGAAUCUCUAAUAUCGAAUAAAUUCUCAGCCUCUUCGGAUGUCUGGUCGUAUGGUGUUACAUUAUUUGAAAUAUUUUCACGAGGCGAAGAACCUUAUCUUGAAGGCCUCAAAAAGAACACACCUUUAAUGGAUUUAGAAUUUGUUGCCAAACUGAAAGAAGGAGAAAGGCUGAAAAAACCAGAUCUUUGUCCACAAAUUGUGUAUGAUCAAAUAAUGAAACCUAGUUGGCAUGCAGAAAAGGAAAAGCGUCCAACUUUUAAACAAAUUAUUAAAAUUAUCAAAUCUAUUCAAAAUUCAAAUGAAGAUCUUAUUUAGGAAAAUUUAAAAUUAUGUCAAGCAUUUAUUUAGGUUUAAGAAAAAAAUGACUUUUUUUAUAUCUAUAAAAUUAGUAAAUCGAAUAUUCAUAUGAUACUAAAUAAGCCACAGGUUUAUUCCAUGUUAAUAUAAUUUCUUAAGUUAUUCUUUUUUUGUAUAAGGUUUGUCGUAUCUCCACAACAAUAUUUCAUAUAGAUCUUUAAUUUUGAAACUAAGAUAAAUGAUGAAAUGAAUGAAUUCCAUUAUAUUCUCAAAAAUAAUUCUAUUUAAGCUCGAAACACGAAUACCGAAACGACCAUGUUACAAUGAACGACACAUUUAUUGAAAUUUAUUAAAAAAGAAUAAAUCUCUUAAAUUUCUUUUGUAUAUAUUUUUCUAUGAAAAUUCUGAAUUUCUUCUUUUUUCAUUACAUUAUUUUUAAGUACGUUUUAUUUAGUUAAGAAAAUAGUUUUAAUUUAUAAAUGUAUGAAAGAAAUUUUAUUGUCUUGCUGUGUAAAUUUGUUGUAAAUAAUAUAUUCUUGUGUUUAUAUAUACAUAUAUACAAAAAUAAAAUAA